UAUGUUGUAUAGUAAAAACUUCGCAUUGCCUAUAUACAGUAAUGGCUCUAGAUAGGUACUUAAUUUACGCUAGAGUUUUUGUAACAAAAUUGUCUUGUAAUGGACAUGUGCAGGCUCCAGAUGCUGUUCAGUGUUACCUGAGUUACGACAAUUGCGUGUGGCAAACCUGGAGCAGCGACCAGCUGCGCUAGUCCAAAGACAGCAAAGAUCGCAUUCCAAACCUUUAUCGAUAACCUUAUUUUUUUCUACCAGCUCCGCUCAUUGAUACCUAGUACAGAGAAUCCUGAUACGCCAACUCUACAUAGCACGCAUUUAACAAUCCGAUCGCAAUGGCCACAGAAGCACAGAACAGUCCCUUCAUAAAAAAUCUCGCUUCGAGUGACAAGAAAACGCGGGAUCAAGCGUUGAACUCGCUACGUGCAUAUCUCAGCGCGCAAACACAGCUUUCAGAGCUCGAUCUCCUCAAGUUAUGGAAAGGAUUGUUCUAUUGUUUGUGGAUGCAAGAUAAGCCACAGCUACAGAACCGCCUUUCCACCGAUCUCGCUUCUCUACCGUCGACCCUCCGUGCGAAUGUCGUUCUUCCUUUUCUUCGUGCAUUCUUCGUCACCAUUGCGCGUGAAUGGGUGAACAUCGAAGCUCUUCGUAUGGACAAGUACCUUUUUCUGGUUCGACAAUACGUGAACGCGUCGUUCAGAUGGCUGUCGAGCAAUAAAUGGAACCAUAAUCUCGUGCAGCAAUGGAACCAAUUGGUGAAGGAGAUACCGUUGAAUCCGAAGGAUAUGAAGGUGCCGAAUGGCCUGAGGUACCACGUAUUGGAUGUCUGGGUUGAUGAGUUAGAAAAAGUGGAGGAGAGUUGGGAUGGGAAGCUCGAGACGCUUGAGAAGAUUAUGGAGCCCGUGGAACAGCUGGCGAAGGAGGGUAUCUUGAAACCAGUCAGGACAGCGGCGAAAGAAUGUUUGGCCGAGGAUACUUUGAAAGCCUGGAGGGGUGAGGAGACAAAGAGCGAUGACGACCUGAGCGAUGCCGGCGAAGAGGAGGAAUGGGGCGGGAUCGAAGACUAGGCAAU
Molecule: messenger RNA, 1066 nt
Organism: Periconia digitata
Lineage: Eukaryota; Fungi; Ascomycota; Dothideomycetes; Pleosporales; Periconiaceae
Source: the annotation of a GenBank genome assembly